CCACUCUUGCCGCUUUAAACUUAACCUCACAUAGUUUGAACGACAUACAUAGUUUGUUUACAUAUUUCCCCAGAACAGUCCCAUUCUUUCCUUUUUAUUCCUGCGUAGAGUGACGUUUAGGAUUCAAGAUGGGUAUAUCCCGCGAUUCGUGGCAUAAGCGUAGGAAGACUGGAGGAAAACGUAAACCUCUCCAUAAGAAGAGGAAGUAUGAAUUAGGUCGUCCUGCUGCAAACACAAAGCUUGGCGCUCGACGUGUGCACAUUGUUCGUACGCGAGGUGGAAACAAGAAGUACAGAGCUUUAAGAUUAGAUCAAGGAAACUUUUCAUGGGGUUCUGAAGGUAUUUCAGCUAAAUCUCGUAUCAUCGAUGUUAUUUACAACGCCUCCAACAAUGAAUUGGUCAGGACGAAAACAUUGGUCAAAAAUGCAAUUGUAGUGAUUGAUGCAACCCCAUUCCGUCAAUGGUAUGAAGGUCACUAUGCUUUGCCAAUUGGACGUAGGAAGACAACAAAAUUGACCGAAGCUGAAGACAAAGUUUUAAACAAGAAACGGUCAAGGAAAGCUGAACUCAAGUACAAGAAGAGGCAACGUUUUGCUAAAGUUGACCAACCAAUUGAAGAACAGUUCCAGACGUCUCGUUUGCUUGCUUGCUUAGCUAGCAGACCUGGUCAAUGUGGACGAGCAGACGGUUACAUCUUGGAAGGAAAAGAGCUGGAAUUCUACCAUAGGAAAAUAAAGGCCAAGAAAGGCAAAUAAAUCCAUGUUAUUUUAAUCAAUGUCAUGUUAACAUUGUUCUUUUGACAUUAUUAAAUAACAAAUGUUUUUUUGAGAUAA
Molecule: messenger RNA, 833 nt
Organism: Adelges cooleyi (spruce gall adelgid)
Lineage: Eukaryota; Metazoa; Arthropoda; Insecta; Hemiptera; Adelgidae
Gene: RpS8
Product: 40S ribosomal protein S8
Exons: 6
Coding region: 129-755 (208 amino acids)
Biological process (GO): maturation of SSU-rRNA from tricistronic rRNA transcript (SSU-rRNA, 5.8S rRNA, LSU-rRNA); translation
Cellular component (GO): ribosome; cytosolic small ribosomal subunit
Molecular function (GO): structural constituent of ribosome
Source: RefSeq, a predicted model, not a curated record